AUGAUGGAGUGGACAGCCCUGAUGAUAGUCUUGUGUCUCUCUGCACCGCAUAUCACAGAUGCAGAUUGUGUGUCCCAAUGCUUCUCCUGUUCCCAGCAGAUCAGAGACUCUGACACAAUCCAAAUGAAUCCACUGGCAUGCUCCUUAGAGUGUGAAGGGUCUCUAAUAUCCACUGAUGAAUGGGACUGGUGCAGGAAAAUCCUAGAGGGUGAUAGCAAAAGGGAGCAGGAACAUGUGCUUCCCUCAGACACACAAGAGAUGGUGGUUAAACGAUAUGGAGGUUUCCUGAAGAAGCUGGAUAAGGGCAAGUUCUUCUUCAACUCCCCCCAGAAGGAGAACGCCAACUUCAAGGAAGAAUCUGGCAAGAAAUAUGGAGGCUUCCUGCAAAAGUAUGGAGAAAGGGAGCUGCCUGCUGACACUGAGUUGGAGAUGGUGGUCCCAAGCAAAAAUGAAAUAGCCGAGGAUGAUCAGGAAUGGGGAAGAGAUGAGAGGAAAAGAUAUGGGGGGUUCCUGCGCAAAUAUCCCAAGAGGAGUCUAGAGAGGGCACUAGAGAUAGAGCAGGAAGAGGCAGAGCUCCAGAAGCGUUAUGGGGGAUUCAUGCGUAGAAUCCGUCCCAAACUAAAGUGGGACAAUCAGAAACGUUAUGGAGGUUUUCUUCGGCGUCAGUUCAAGGUCACCACAAGGUCAGAAGAGGAGCCUGGCUCAUUUUCAGGAGAAAUAUCUAACCUAUAG
Bombina bombina (fire-bellied toad) is the source of this 732-nucleotide messenger RNA. It is a transcript of the gene PDYN, whose product is annotated as prodynorphin. Gene Ontology annotation, molecular function: opioid receptor binding. Lineage: Eukaryota; Metazoa; Chordata; Amphibia; Anura; Bombinatoridae. The coding region runs from base 1 to 732 and encodes 243 amino acids. The transcript is spliced from 2 exons. Gene Ontology annotation, cellular component: dendrite; neuronal cell body; axon terminus. The record is from RefSeq and is a predicted model, not a curated record. Gene Ontology annotation, biological process: chemical synaptic transmission; neuropeptide signaling pathway; sensory perception.